Molecule: messenger RNA, 2112 nt
Organism: Plutella xylostella (diamondback moth)
Lineage: Eukaryota; Metazoa; Arthropoda; Insecta; Lepidoptera; Plutellidae
Source: RefSeq, a predicted model, not a curated record
CUCAAGUCGAUUUUAAUUUUAUUUUAUGAUAGUUUUAUAAAUUAAAAUAAGAAAACGUAACGUGUUGAAAUGGAAACCAAAAGCAUCUGUCGAUGCUGCCUUAUAGAGGGUCCAAACAAGGAUUUUGACUACCCUUACACUAAUAAACAUGGAAAAGAAGUGUAUUCCGAAAUGCUGUUAGAAUGUUUUGAUAUCGUUCUAUCUCACAACAAAGAUUUCAAAUCAUGCAUAUGUGACCCGUGCAUCGACCAGCUUAGAAGGUGUUUGCUUUUUAAGAACAAAGUCCUCAAGUGUGAGCAUGAAUUCAUUAAAAUAAGUCAAAAUUGGAAAGAGGAAGCUAUGGGAGUUGAUGUAAAAGUGGAAAAAUUUGAAGAAGAUUUCGCGCAUGAUUCUGAUGACUUAUUUCUAGCUGAUUUAGUAACCAGCAGAACAAUAUUAGCAGAAGAAAUAAAAUCGGAAAUCGACCCUCCUAUCGCACCAAAAGCACCGAAAAGCGCUAUCAAAAUUGCAAAUGUGCGUUCAAUUCCCAAAGCUUCGGUCAAGCGCGGGAAGCCAGCGGCAGCGGGCGGCCGCGCCGAACAGAUCAGGUCACUCGUGUCACGUCUCGCCAGUUCUAUGGGUUGUUUUAAUCAUUCACUUGUACUUACAUUGUACUUGUGUGAUCUUAUUGCAGGUAGCGACCGCACGCAGAAAAAGGAAAGGUCCAUAAGCAUCGGCCAGACGAGGAUCAAGGUCGCCAAUAAAUUAACAUUAGCAAGAAAACUCAGAGAGGACCUCGAAGUAAAACAAAUUUUUAAGAAAAACGAUAAACACGCCUCAAACAUAAAAACAAUACUAAAAUUCUCUAACGCAGUACCUUUCAAAAACCAUUCAAUCUUAGGCUACAUUUGUGCUUACUGCAACAAUGCAUUUCCUGACCCUUCAGACUUGAGAGCUCAUAUGGAGGGCGAUCAUAAAAAGGAUAGACUGAACAUCGACAUCAAUAAAAAAAGCCCCGUCGUACAUCUAGACAUAACAGAUUUGACUUGUGCUCUAUGCGAUGAAACCAUGGAUAAUUUAUUCACAUUCAAAGAACAUAUCGUAAAAAUUCACAAAGAAACUAUACACAACGACAUAAAAGAUCAAAUAAUGCCAUUUAAAUUAAAUAAAGGCAAUACGCACGAGUGUGCUAUGUGCACGAGUAAAUAUGAAACGUUCAAGAUGCUGAAACAACACAUGAAUAAGCACUACAGAAACUAUGUGUGCGAUAAAUGCGACACUGGAUUUGUGACCAAGCGGUCUUUGGACACACACCUCACUACCCACAUAGAGGGGAACUUCAAGUGUGAUUACUGCGAAAAAGUAUUCGCGAAUAAAACCAAAAAGUCUUAUCAUGAAAAACUUAAGCAUUUAGGCGCGAAGAAUAUAAAAAACUGCGUUUACUGCGAAGCUCCCUUUAGUAAUUACUACCGAAGAAACCAGCACUUGAUGAAAGUACACAAUAUAGAGGCGAAAUACAAGUGCAAUGUUUGCGAUAAGCCGUACUUACUGAAAUCGCUGCUAAUGAGUCACAUAAAGAAGAAUCACUUAAUGGAAAAGAACUGUCAGUGUAAUGAGUGCGGUCAUAGAUUUUUCAGUAAAAGGGCUUUAAAACGCCACAUGGUUAAACACACAGGCGAAAAGAACUAUAACUGUACAGUCUGCAACAAAUCGUAUGCCAGAAAGUAUACUCUAACGGAACAUAUGAAGAUUCAUAAUAACGAUAGAAGAUUUAAAUGUUCGGUUUGCGAGCUGUCGUUCGUACAGAAAUGUAGUUUAAAGAGCCAUCUGUUGUCCAAUCAUGGCAUUAGCAUGGCAGCGAGUGAUAUUGUGAAAUCUGCCAGUAGUCAACCAGUGAGUUCUGUGGACGAUGGUGAAUGAUUUAGUUAUCAGCUCAGCGUGCUUUGGAAAGUCAAAACCAUUGUAAAACGAUCUGUUCUCGCGAGCUACACUUCGCCUUAAAAAGUUUUCCCGUGGGAAUUCCUCGAUAAAAAGCCUGUGUGUUAAUCCAGGGUGUCAGCUAACUCCAUACCAAAUUUCAUUAAAAUCGGUUCAGCCGUUUUGACGUGCAGAAGUUAUAAACAUACUCACACA